UCCGUCUUGGGACUCUUGGUUGUGCCGCCCGUGUAGCCCUGUCUGCGGGCUCCGCGCUACUCCGGGCGCCCGCCGCCUCUUGACUGCACGGAUCUACUUAGCCGGUUUUGGCACAUCAGAUUCAGGUCGUAUGGGGAGAAACGAGUGUGACUUUGCAAGCAGGAAGAAUGAUAUAAAAGUCAAAAAGCUUCAGUGUGUGGUACAGAUAUGGCAAGAAGAGAUCAUGGGCUGUUGAUCUGGUCAUGAUCACUUCAGUUCAGAAUUUAAUGCUGGAAGAAAAGUUAUUUUAAACUGUUACAUUCUUUCCAAUAAGUAUCUCUCCGUGGGAAAUUUUGGAAAAAGGAAUUUGUAAAAGAAGAAUUUGCUUUUUCAAUAAACCACAGUUGCUCCUCUACCCAAAGAACUCUUAAGGCUGCUAGAAGGACAGAAGCAAGUGAAACUGAAAGCUCACCUGCAUCUCAGAGAAAGACAUGGAGCUUUGAGGAGUGAAGGUAGUAUGAUGUCGGCCAUGGGUGGUCAGGACACAGCCAGACAAUGUGGAUCAGUUUCUUCAAAGUACGGCUUUUCUGCUGUCUGCUUGCAGUGUUGAUGGUGGUGGUGCUUGUCAUCAAUGUGACUCAGGUAGAGUACUUGGACCAUGAGACUGUAUCAGCUACAUUCAUUGAUAGCAGUGGACAGUUUGUUUUCUCCCAAGCUACGGGCAUCAGCCGGAAUCCCUUCUGUGGCUAUGAGCUCCAGACCCUGUCCAGUCAGGAGCGUGUGGAAGAGGACUCCUUACUGGCUGCCUUGCAGUGGCAGGUGCCUGAUGUGGGCCUAGUUCCUUUUGUGAAGAGCACCAGUCCUUCUUCUAGUUACUUUGUCAUCUUGAACUCUGAAGCCUUCUUCGAGGUGGGAAGUCAGCUGGAAGUUCUGGUUCAUGUGCAGGAUUUUCAAAGAAAGCCAAAGAAGUAUGGUGGAGACUACCUGCAGGCCAGAAUCCAUUCUCCCAGGCUGCAAGCUGGGGCUGUGGGCAGAGUGGUAGACUAUCAGAAUGGGUUUUACAAGGUGUUUUUCACUUUGCUCUGGCCAGGCAAAGUUAAAGUGUCCAUAUCUCUGGUUCACCCCAGUGAAGGCAUCAGAGUUCUUCAACACCUACAGGAAGAGAGACCAGACAGGGUCUAUUUCAAGAGUCUGUUCCGUUCAGGAAGGAUUUCUGAAACCACUGAGUGCAACGUGUGUCUUCCUGGAAGUCUACCUCUGUGUAACUUCACAGAUCUGUACACUGGAGAGCCCUGGUUCUGCUUCAAGCCGAAGAAGCUCCCUUGUAGCAGCAGAAUUAACCAUUUCAAAGGUGGAUACUUGAAGGGCCUCCUCAGUGCAUCAGAGAGUGCUUUCUUCCAGAGUGGUGUCAAUAUUAAAAUGCCCAUCAACUCCAGUGGACCUGAUUGGGUGAUUGUGAUUCCCAGCAGAACAAAAGAAACUUACAACUUAGAAGUAUCUCAAGGCUCAGGAACUUUUCCUUCUGGGUAUUAUUACAAAGACCAGUGGAGGCCCAGAAAGUUUAAGAUGCGCCAGUUUAAUGACCCUGACAACAUUACAGAAUGUUUGCAGAGAAAGAUAGUGUAUUUAUUUGGUGACUCCACAAUCAGGCAGUGGUUUGAAUACCUCACUGCCUUUGUUCCAGAUUUGGUAGAGUUUGACUUAGGUAGUCCCAAGAAUGUAGGUCCCUUUCUUGCAGUGGACCAGAAGCAUAACAUCCUGCUCAAAUACCGCUGCCAUGGUCCACCUAUCCGCUUCACGACUGUCUUCAGCAGUGAGCUCCAUUAUGUGGCAAAUGAACUGAAUGGGAUUGUGGGAGGAAAGAACACAGUAGUUGCUAUAGCCGUAUGGUCUCACUUCAGCACCUUCCCCUGGGAAGUAUACAUCCGGCGGCUCAGGAAUAUCCGUAGAGCAGUGGUCCAGCUCUUGGAUCGAAGCCCUCAGACUAUAGUGGUCAUCCGAACAGCCAACGCCCAAGAGCUGGGGCCUGAGGUGAGCCUCUUCAACAGUGACUGGUACACCUUUCAACUGGACAGUAUCCUUCGGAGGAUGUUCUCAGGGGUCGGCGUAUAUCUUGUUGAUGCCUGGGAGAUGACCCUGGCCCAUUAUUUACCCCACAAACUGCAUCCAGAUGAAGUAAUUGUGAAGAACCAGCUAGACAUGUUCUUGUCUUUUGUGUGCCCCUUGGAGACCUAGCCUGUCCUGGGAGAGACUAGAGGAAUCACAUUAGGUGACCUUCCCAACUGAUCUACAUUACUGAAAGUUUGUUGGCGGCCCUAUUGUGAAGUGGCUACUAUUAAGAUGUACAAAAUUUCAAAAACGUCUGUAUUUUAUAUAAUGACCUAUAAGGAGCUUAGUCAGUAUGAGCUACAUUUUUAUCUACCUAUAGGAUUUUUUCCAAUUUUAGCCAUGGUAGAAAUGUAUUAACAAAAUACUCUUCUGUAUUCCCCGUUAUAACCAAAGAUGCCAAGGAGUGUAUUUUACUAACUUCUCUUGGGAGUGGAAAUUACUGUGCUAAAAUGUAACAAGAAUGUUCUGAUGUAAAAGGGACAGAUUUGGUUGACAGUAGAGUGUUUGUAGCUUAUCUGGUAGAGGAAAUUGAACACAUCUUUAUGAAUAGCAUAAGUGGUCCAUCUUUGGGGAGUGAAUUAGGGCUUAUGGUCAGAGGCUCCUGUAACACAGCGAUGACUACUAUGUCUCAGGGGUUUCUCUUGCUCUACCUUUUCUGAAUUACUUGAAAAGACUAUGUGUUUGGUAAGAGUUUUAUAGUGAGGACAUUAACAGUUUUCUGCUUUUAUCUAGGAAAGAAGCAGAAGGGAAAUGUGAAAGCACUAUGUAUAAUAUCUAUGUUUCGAAUUGAUAUUUGGAUUGAAUGAUUAUUUCUUACUUGAUUCAGCUAAAUUUUGUGUGAUGAAUACUUAUUCUAGAGUAAUCACUUUUGGAACUGAAAGGGGAAUCUGUAAAUAAAAGUUUAUUUUUAUGUUUCAAAAUUUGAGGGUUUUAAGAAUUGACUUGUAUGUAAAGAAUACUAUUAUAAAGUUGUAGACCUUUCUUUCCACUAAUUUCAAGUAUUUGAUUUUUGGUUAUUUUGACCUGCAUAUUAAAAAUAGAAAUUAGGGCCUAAUUAAAAUUAAUAUAAUUAGAUAAAAAAGGAGCAGAUAUUUCUUGAUUUGCAUAUAAGGUUUAUACAUUCUCUUGUACUUGGAAGUAAAAGAUGCUUUUCCUACUAAGAUAAUUGAAUCACCAAUUUUAUUUGAUUUUGUCAAUUGUGAGUUUAGUUAAUCUGAGAUCAUUUAUUAAGUACUCUUCAUUUUGAGCUAUGAUAAAUUACAGUCUAAUAUUAGUUGUACCUAACUGGAUAUGUGAGGAAACUGAGGAGGCUGUAGAGAUGAAGAUGGAUAUUUGAAGUAUGAAAAGUUUGUACCCUAAGAGGACUAGACAAAGAAUUUUUUAAAAAAAAUUUUAAACAGAGUGCCUAAGAUCUUUCUUUCUUAUCCUUGAGGAUCAUCUAAUAUUUUUAUGGAGAAAAGUUUUUCACACUGUUUUGUGAAUCUAAAGAGGGAAAAAGUAGUACAUAUGUAAACAUUUAAGCUUGUAAUACUUGAAAAAUGCAGACUUAAGGUCUGUGCCUCCAGGAGGUAUGGAGUUAGUUAGCCUUUAUAAUAGUGAUACUGACAUCAUGUAGCUAUUCUAUACUUUGAGAAACACUGACAGAGAGGAAGGACAGAAACACGAAAGUAACACUGUCUUUUGUUUCAAGAGCUUUACAUGUGUCUUCCUUAAUUUGGUUAUAGUCUAUUAAUAUAAGUGGUACUAGCUUCAUUUCAUAGAUGAAUAACUUGAGUUUGGAUUUGAACUAAGGUAUGUGGGAAUCUGUACCCCUUUGCAGCUGUCACUUGUUAGGGUUUUUAAAGAGGUUUUAUAUUUUGAGAAUUUUGGGCAUUUCUUAAGAAAUAUUGCUGGAAAAGGCCGAGGAAUCUUUUUCUUUGGGGAAUUCAAGAAGGAAGAGGUCAGUGCCUCUCCAGUGGUCUGGAGGGGUACUGCUUGUUUAUGUAACUGAUUUUUUUGUGAGUUCUCCAGUUUCUGUUACUUUUCUGAUUUGGUUACAUAAAGUUCUAAAGAUAUGAUGGUAGUUCCUUGAGAUAGUUUCCAUCACUUUCUUCUCUCUUUUGUCUUUCUACACUCUGGUGUGGAAAUGUUAAUAGAGUUUGAAAUACUCCCUAAAUCUUUCUCAGAAAAACUAGAUACACAGUGAGGAUCUCUCAUCUGAAAAAUCUGAAAUACUUCAAAAUCCAAAACUUGUUUUUCUACCCUGUGGGAAGAGUGUGUUUUUAAAAAAAUUUUGACUGGUACAUUUUGUACUACAUAAUGACUGUAUUCCUUGGGGAGUUGGUGCAGGUACAGAAUUUAAUUCUUUUUCAUCCUUUUCUCCCUCCUUCCAUCUCAUGGUCCCUUUCUCUUUUAUAAAAGAUCAGUCUAUUUCUUAUUUAUCUUUUAUUUUGUUUUUAAUUUUUUGCGUUAUUUUUUAUUUAUUUUAUGAGAAACCGUGUGAUAUUGAAACUUGUGUAUCCAAAACUUCUUUCCAUAUCUGACAUGACCAGUGGGAAAUUCUACCCCUGACCUUAUGUGACAAGUCACAGUCAAAACACAGACACACUAAAAAUUUGUAUCAAAUCACCUUCAGCUUAUAUGUAUAAGGGUUUUAUGAAAAAAAUUUCAUAUGUAGGAUUAGGUCAAUCACCAAGAAUCUUCAUGUGCAGAUACUCCAAAAUUUAAAAAAUCCAAAGUCUGAAACAUGUAUAAUAAUUUUUUUCUGAAAAUUUAUUGUAGACUAGCAUCACACAGUUGUGAAUAUUAGCAUGACCGCCAAAAAAGUUUGUUUUGAAUCUUUUUUCCCCAUUAUAAAGGUUUUUAUAAAUUUUAAAAACCAUAAAACCUUGAAGAGGCUGGGUGUGGUGGCACACAUCUGUAAUCCCAACACUCAGGAGAUUGAGGCAGGAAGAUCACUGAGUUCAAGGCCAGCCUCAGUUACAUAAACAAGUUUAAGGCCAGUCUGAACUACACAGUGAGACCCUGUCUCAAAACAACAAAACCCCCCCAGUAUGUUGAUAAACUGUGUAAUUCUAUCAUGAAUGCAAUGAACUUUAGCAUUUUUUGAUAUUUUUCUUGUAAAUUUUUUAAACACUUACCAUCAGCCCUCUGGUAUCUGUAUCUGUGGAUUCAGCUAGUAUAACUUAAGAUAAAAAUAUUUGGGAAAAACAAAUCUGUUCUAGUACAGAAUUUUGUCAUGCACUAGCAUAAUACCUAUUUACGUAGCAUUGCAUUGUAUUAGGCAUAAGUAAUGUAGAGAUGAAUUAAAGUAUACAGAGGAUGUGCAUAUGUUAUAUACAAAUACUAUGUCCUUUUAUAUAAGAGGCUUGGAACAUCUGCUAAUUUUGUUAUUUGAAGAGGAUCCUAGAACCAAAGUGCUAAGGAAAUAUUGUAGUUAUAGAGCAUAUAUAAAUUGGUUCUGCUUUUUAUUUAACAUACAGUAUAAAUAUUUUUCUAUGUUAAGUAGUCUUAAUACUGUAAUUAUAAGGUCUGCCUCAGUUCUCUAAUGAUGUUAUUAGUGUAUAAGUUGGUCAUUACAUGAUUGGAGUAUAAUAAAAUAUUUAAACUGGUUCAUUUAUA
Cavia porcellus (domestic guinea pig) is the source of this 5688-nucleotide messenger RNA. It is a transcript of the gene Nxpe3, whose product is annotated as neurexophilin and PC-esterase domain family member 3. The record is from RefSeq and is a predicted model, not a curated record. The coding region runs from base 535 to 2214 and encodes 559 amino acids. NCBI's taxonomy places the organism in Eukaryota, Metazoa, Chordata, Mammalia, Rodentia, Caviidae. The transcript is spliced from 7 exons.